UAUCAACAUAUCAUUAUCAUUUAACAACCGUAUUUCCAAAAACACCCCUCCCUUUCUUUACAAAUAAAAUACACUCAGGGGCAUUUAGGUAACUUCCUCACGCCUGCACUCAAUUUUCUAUUUGGCCGCCAGUUUUCGAGUGUGUGUUUCAUCUUCGCAAUCUCUUUUACAUCUCGCCGAGACUCUGGUUGCUCUCAUUUUCACCGUCAAAUGAAGAAAUCAACGGUUGGUGAUGAGUCGCGUAGGCCGAAGUUUCGAGAAGUGAGCUCGCGGUACCUCCAUAACAUUCCUUCUUCUCCUCAAAUUGUCGAAAAUUAUUCAUCAUUGCCGUUACCAAAUCCAUCAAUCUCCGGACCGUCGUGGCAAAUAAAAAAAUCGUCGCCUUCGGUUCCGGACACUCGAAAACACCGCAGCCACGACUCCGGUUUGUUACGCAAGCUCUGGCCUUCCGCGGGAAAAUCAUCUCGAAAUGGAGAAAAAGAAUCAAAAAAUUCGGAUAAUUCGAUGUCUCUUAAUAGGCAGAAAAGCUGCAGUACUGUUUUUUCGAGAUUCGAAAGCAGUCCUCAGAUUAACGGUAGUCAUAGUACUAGUAGUGGCAGUAGUAAAGAGAAUUAUAAGCCGUUUUUCGGGGGAUCGAUGAGGUACACAGGGAAAUUUAAAUUCCCUGGUAGAUCCUCAUCUCCGUCCCCCGUGGCUGGUGACGAUGAUUUUAUGAUUCCUGGAAGAAUGUCUGUCGAUGAGACGGCGUUGCGUCAGAGAUCUUUCGGAGGAAGAUCAUCUGAUUUAUCGGAUAAUCAGGACUCCGGAUCAGAGUGUAGUGAUCAUGGCUCUAACACGAGUUUAGGAUCACCUUUUAUAGGUAAAAAUUCACCUGCUUCUUAUAUGUCACCAACGGUGAGCUCGAGUUUUCGGAAAUCUGGCCUAGAUGCUUCUCCUAUUGAUCAAAAGCAUCGAAGGGGAACGUCGGAGACAAAUAUUGUGACGGAGAAUUUUAAGAAGAUCAAUUUAAAAAAUAGUGUGAAGAGAGCUAAUUCCCUGACAGCGCCAUCUAAAAAGUCGUCACCGAGUCAUUCGAAUUUGAAGCCUCCUUCGCCUCCUCAUAUGAAUGCUAAGCCUCCUACUAGUCCGUCGUCUAAGGGGAAACUGCCUCCCACAAGUCCUUCAAGGUCGAAAGGGGUGGGGAGCUUUAUUAGUUUGGGACUGGAUUUAUUUAAGCAUAAGAAACCUUAUCCUAGUAGUAUUGGUAGUGGAACUGUAGGAGCCUCGGGCACGAACACGACUGCUGAGAGUGUUCAUCAGCUUCGGAUGUUGCAUAAUCGCUUAAUGCAGUGGAAAUACACUAAUGCUCGAGGUGCAGUUGUGAAUCAGAAUCUCACCACUCAGGCUGAGAGCAAAUUACUAUGCACAUAUGAUGCUCUAGUAAAAUUGCAGAGUUCUGUGCUGCAAAAGAGACUGCAGCUUGAAAAAGAGAAAUUGGAGAUGAAGCUGAAUAAUAUUCUUCUGUCUCAGCUUGCGCCUCUGGAAUCGUGGAGUAAUCUUGAGAGACAACACCAGUCAGCAGUUUUGAUGACCACAGAUUCUUUGCAUGCUGCUAUUUGCAGAAUCCCCCUUGUUGAAGGAGCUGUGGUGGAACCUGAAACAGCUUCCUUUGCCUUGCGGUAUGCAUCAGAUUUGGCAGUAUCAAUUGAAACCAUGUUAUCAACUUAUUCACCCGAGGUGGAGAAAAAUGUUGCACUACUUGCAGAAUUAGCAAAAGUAGCCGCACAAGAGAAGUCUGCAUUGGAUGAGUGUUUGGAGCUGUCCAGGUUCAUUUCAGAGUUAGAGAUUGAAGAAUGGAGCUUGCAGUGUCAAGCUGUUCAAAUGAAAUCAAUGCAGCAGCACCAACAAGAUAUCUCUGCGUAGUUUGCUUCAGUUUAUUGACUUGAUAGUCGACUCUAGAUUUAUCCAAUAGAUACUUUUGUGAAAUUGAUGUCCGCCAGCUGAUCAGUGAUGAGAUAAUCCUGAACAAGACUUGGCUAUAGCUAAACCAUAACUUUAUCAUGAUGUCUUAAAUGACUCAAUACUUCGGCCAGGUUUUAUGCAAAACUGUGCACUGGGAUCGACCCAAACUUUCACUGCAAUUAAUGUGGCUGUGAUAUUUACCAAUCUAUAGCAUAUCGUCUCAGAUACUUUUGUUGAAUGCAUGUCUUGAAUCAUUGAGAAUGAAAUUUGCAUGGAGUAGCUUUAAGGUUUAAAAUUAUAACUAAAAAGUUU
This is a messenger RNA of Daucus carota subsp. sativus, 2253 nucleotides long. RefSeq names its product QWRF motif-containing protein 3. NCBI's taxonomy places the organism in Eukaryota, Viridiplantae, Streptophyta, Magnoliopsida, Apiales, Apiaceae. Gene Ontology annotation, molecular function: microtubule binding. The transcript has 6 exons. Gene Ontology annotation, cellular component: nuclear microtubule; cytoplasm; centrosome. The record is from RefSeq and is a predicted model, not a curated record. Gene Ontology annotation, biological process: centrosome cycle; spindle assembly. Bases 211 to 1902 code for a protein of 563 amino acids.